This is a messenger RNA of Poeciliopsis prolifica (blackstripe livebearer), 1776 nucleotides long. Its product is annotated as angiopoietin-related protein 5-like. The coding region runs from base 107 to 907 and encodes 266 amino acids. Gene Ontology annotation, biological process: Tie signaling pathway; angiogenesis. Gene Ontology annotation, molecular function: receptor tyrosine kinase binding. The record is from RefSeq and is a predicted model, not a curated record. Lineage: Eukaryota; Metazoa; Chordata; Actinopteri; Cyprinodontiformes; Poeciliidae. The transcript has 7 exons.
AUUACACUUAUGGGAAGUGGGGAAGGAGGUGUGGCAGUGUAGUCUGUUGUAUAAAAGAGCUGGUUCUGUUGUGCAGGGUGAGCUGAGGGUCCAAGGUCCAACCAACAUGCAGGUCAGAAUGAGGAGCCUUGGUUGUUGCGCGCUUAUAUUCGCUCUGCUGUUGAGCUGCUCAGUCCAGGCUGUGAAAAAACAGAAAGCCAGCAAAUCUCCUGGUAGAGACUGCACACAGAUCAGGAGUCUGUUUCCAAAUGCCCCCAGUGGAGUCUAUGUAAUCCAGCCCAGGAGAAUCAAUACCCGCUUCAAGGUGUACUGUGAGAUGAACUCAGAUGGGGGCUGGACGGUGUUUCAGAGGCGCAGCGGAGGCUCUGUGUCUUUCGACAGAAAAUGGGCAGCUUAUAAGAAUGGAUUUGGAAACCUGACACAGGAUCACUGGCUGGGUCUGAGGAAGGUUUUCGCAUUGACAAAGAGCCCAACCAAGAAGUGGAUCUUGCGGGUGGACCUGUGGGACCACGAAGGCGGCACUGCUUUUGCCGAGUACCAGAACUUCAAACUGGAAAAUAAGAAAAAAGCUUUCAAUCUCCACGUCGGGAAAUACAAAGGAAAUGCAGGUGACGCCAUCCGUGGAGCCUAUCCGGGCAUCGACCAGAACGGCUUCGGCUUCAGCACCAUCGACCGCGACAAUGACGGCUGCUCCCCGUGCUUCUUCGGAGGCAUCGCGGAACAAAAGUGCUCUGUUUCGGAAGGAGGCGGUUGGUGGUACAGCCGGUGCGGCUCCGCCAGUCUCAACGGUCACUGGCACCCUUCUGGGGAACACACCGGCUGGGCUUCUGGUCUCCACUGGCUCACCUGGAAACAGCCCACCCCGUAUUCAGCCAAAGCCACAAGAAUGAUGAUCAAGUGGGUGUGAGGGAGAAUGUCGGCUCCCAGCCUAGUUCAAACCAGUUGUUUACACGCACUGCAUAAAAAGACAUGACCUUUUUGUUGCUCCUUACUGUCUGCCCAGACAAAACUUUUUUUUAGGUCAGUUGGGAUUACUGAAGUUGUUUUAAUUUGUUAAAUAAGACAGAUUUUGAAGUGUGUUUAAAGUUUUCAAUUAUUUCCCCAAUUGGCACGAUGGCCUUUUGUGUCUUCCAAACGGACAAUUGGAGGCUUUAACUCCCUGGCUGAUGUCUCAAUAUGUUGUUUCAACAUUUUAUAUAUUUUGUGGGUCCAAGUCACUUUUGUAGCAAAGUGACCUCACCACAUGAGACGUCCAACUUCACUACUAGGACAUUUCUUGGCCCCGGGCUUCUUGGCGUCUUCAGGAGUCACCUCAACAAUGACGGCCAAGGUUACAAAGUCAUAGCGCCACCAUCUGGGUUUAAAGGUUUCGCGGUCUGGACUUCAGCAAACAGAAAAUAUCUUAGUAGUCUCAACUGACCUAGAACAGGAAAAAGUUUAUUCUGGUUUAAUAUCAGGCAGUAAGAAAUAAAAAAAUAAUUAUUUUGUCUUUUUAUGGAACUAAAUGUCAUGUACGAAAACAUACACAUGUCUGGGUGUAAAUGGUUCAGUGCUAAUUUCAUAGUUACAAAUUUGUGUAAAACCUUUUCCAUGUUUUGAUGGGUUCAGGCCCUGAGUUUGUAUGUUUUUCUGUGCACAGUCCAAAUACAUGCAUGUUAUUAUCAUAAAUGGUCCGUCUGAGUUUCCUUCGGGUGUGUGUGUGUGUGUGUGUGUAUAUGCGUGUGUCUGUGUUGGUGAGCACACUUGAAAGUACUAAGCAGGUAUCAAAAAAUUUUU